Messenger RNA from Lynx canadensis (Canada lynx), 694 nucleotides. It is a transcript of the gene SNRPD3, whose product is annotated as small nuclear ribonucleoprotein D3 polypeptide. Bases 131 to 511 code for a protein of 126 amino acids. Gene Ontology annotation, cellular component: U1 snRNP; U12-type spliceosomal complex; pICln-Sm protein complex. Gene Ontology annotation, biological process: RNA processing; spliceosomal snRNP assembly. The transcript has 4 exons. Gene Ontology annotation, molecular function: RNA binding. The record is from RefSeq and is a predicted model, not a curated record. Lineage: Eukaryota; Metazoa; Chordata; Mammalia; Carnivora; Felidae.
GGGAACGCGUGGUAUUCUGGGAGCGCGGGACCCGCCAUUCCUUGGCUUCCACCUUCGCAGUUGCUCGAGUUGCUGCCGCACGGGAAAGGAAGAGUAGGCCGGAGCCGGUGAGAACUCUUUUCCUGCCAAGAUGUCUAUUGGUGUGCCGAUUAAAGUCCUACACGAGGCUGAGGGUCACAUCGUGACAUGUGAGACAAACACCGGCGAGGUGUAUCGUGGGAAGCUCAUUGAGGCGGAGGACAACAUGAACUGCCAGAUGUCCAACAUCACAGUCACAUACAGAGACGGCCGAGUGGCACAGCUGGAGCAGGUGUACAUCCGUGGCAGCAAGAUCCGCUUUCUCAUUUUGCCUGACAUGCUGAAAAAUGCACCCAUGUUAAAGAGCAUGAAAAAUAAAAACCAAGGCUCAGGGGCUGGCCGGGGAAAAGCUGCUAUUCUGAAGGCCCAAGUGGCUGCAAGAGGAAGAGGACGUGGAAUGGGGCGUGGAAACAUCUUCCAGAAGCGAAGAUAAAUUUAUCUGUUGAACUGAACUUUGUCGUUAUUUUUUCCCUUAGGUUGUCUGGGUUCAGGGGGGUGUAUGCUUAUGUAUAUGUUCUAGGUUUUCUUUUGACAUCUUUCUCUUUAGAGCAGAGGAAAUGUUAAACUAAAUAAAUAUGGUGGUGAUUGUUUGUUUUGUUUUCUUUUUGAAAAAAUA